Molecule: messenger RNA, 1518 nt
Organism: Exophiala oligosperma
Lineage: Eukaryota; Fungi; Ascomycota; Eurotiomycetes; Chaetothyriales; Herpotrichiellaceae
Exons: 3
Coding region: 1-1518 (505 amino acids)
Molecular function (GO): iron ion binding; heme binding; monooxygenase activity
Source: RefSeq, a predicted model, not a curated record
AUGGCCUCUACGUCGUAUGCCAAUCCACCGGUCCUGAUUUGUUUGACUGUCCUUGGGGGCCUUCUUUCUGUAGCGAUCUAUCGCCUGUUCUUCCACCCUCUCGCCACUGUGCCUGGCCCCAAAUUAGCUGCACUGUCGCGACUGUACGAUUUCUACUAUGAUUGCAUCUUGGGUGGCAAAUUCAGUUUCAAGAUUGAGGAACUCCACGACAUAUAUGGGCCCAUCGUACGAAUUGGCCCAAAUGAGGUGCAUAUACGAGACCCCGACUUCUUCGACGAAUUCUACAAUGUCACCAGUCGGCUCGACAAGGACUCGUGGUACUAUGCCUUUGUAGCUUCACAAGAUGCCGGGUUCGGCACCGCCAAUGUCGACCUGCACAAGGCGCGGAGGAAGGCCAUGAGUCGAUUCUUUGCCUCGUCGGCUAUUUCUCAUCUCGAAUCGUCGUCGAGGGAAAAGGUGGCGAAGCUAUGUAAACGACUGAACGAGAUGCGCCAGGAAGGGAAACCCGUCAACAUGUCCAACGCAUACCGUUGUCUGGCGGCCGAUUCUGUCACUGACUACUGCCUACCCAAAGGCUUUGACUUACUCGACUCGAUCGACUUCGCCGACGACUACAACAAGCAGGCUCGCACCAUCUCGUACAUCGCCGUAUGGCAUCGUCACAUCCCGAUCAUCAUCCCGCUAUUUAUGCGAUUGCCCAAGUGGUUCUUAGAGGCGACAUCCACAGAGGGUGGUAAGAUGGCGUUUGAGUUCCAGGCGGACCUGGCUCGUCAAGCAGAGAGUGUUGUGCAUAGCGCAAAGAGAAGUGACAAGUCGGUGCUUGACGGUAUCGUGAACUCUGACGCGAUCCCGGAGAGCGACAAGACCGUUGACCGCAUCACACAAGAAGCGCGAACUCUUGUUGGCGCGGGCACCGAAACGACAGGCAUCUCACUCGAGACCAUCACCUUUCACGUUCUUUCCAAUCCUGGAGUACUUGCAAAGCUGAAGCAAGAGUUGGCCAUAGCCGCAAAGUCAUCUGCGCGAGGUUCCAAAGACCCCUUGACCACCUACAGCGUGGUUCAACGUCUACCAUACCUGACUGCUGUCAUCAACGAGGGUCUCCGUCUUGGUAAUGGUGUCUCUGGUCGACUUGCUCGAGUAAAUCCUCGCAACACCUAUAGUUAUCAGUCAUACGUCCUGCCGCCCGGGACGGUGAUCAGCAUGUCAAUCAGGGAUAACCAUAUGUCUGAAGAUAUCUUUCCAGAUGCUCUGACGUUCAACCCCGAGCGUUGGCUGGUCAAGGGAGAAGAGCAGAAAAGACUGGAGAAAUAUUUCGCGCCCUUUGGUCGAGGCGGAAGAAGCUGCAUCGGUAAAGAGCUGGCAUUGAUGAACCUUUAUUUGACUGUUGCAAGUUUCUUUCACAAUUUCGAUGCAGACCUCUUUGAGACGGGAAGGAAGGAUUUGGAGAUUGAACACGACUUCUUCUCUCCUUUUCCUACGGCGGAAUCGAAAGGGCUAAGGGUGAUGCUCAAGUGA